ACUCUUAUCUGGAUGUCUCUAAAUCCGGCUGGACUUUCAGCUUCUAAGAGCAGUCCGUUUCUCAAGGAUCCAGACGCAGGAGGACAGAGCAAUGGAUGAGAGAACUCCUCACGCUGCAGUGCCCAAACCAGGUUAUCCAGAAUCUGAAUCCAUCAUGAUGGCCCCCAUUUGUCUAGUGGAAAACCAGGAAGAGCAGCUGACAGUGAAUUCAAAGGCAUUAGAGAUUCUUGACAAGAUUUCUCAGCCCGUGGUGGUGGUGGCCAUUGUAGGGCUAUACCGCACAGGAAAAUCCUAUCUCAUGAAUCGUCUUGCAGGAAAGAGCCAUGGCUUCCCUCUGGGCUCCACGGUGCAGUCUGUAACUAAGGGCAUCUGGAUGUGGUGUGUGCCCCACCCCUCUAAGCCAAACCACACCCUGGUCCUUCUGGACACCGAGGGCCUGGGUGAUGUGGAAAAGGGUGACCCUAAGAAUGACUCAUGGAUCUUUGCCCUGGCUGUGCUUCUAAGCAGCAGCUUUGUCUACAACAGCAUGAGCACCAUCAACCACCAGGCCCUGGAGCAGCUGCACUACGUGACUGAGCUAGCAGAGCUAAUCAGGGCAAAAUCCUGCCCCAGACCUGAUGAAGUUGAGGACUCCAGCGAGUUUGUGAGUUUCUUUCCAGACUUUAUUUGGACUGUUCGGGAUUUUACCCUGGAACUAAAGUUAGAUGGACACCCCAUCACAGAAGAUGAGUACCUGGAGAAUGCCUUGAAGCUGAUUCCAGGCAAGAAUCCCAAAAUUCAAACUUCGAACAUGCCUAGAGAGUGUAUCAGGCAUUUCUUCCCAGAACAGAAGUGCUUUGUCUUUGACCGGCCUACAAAUGACAAACAAUAUUUAAAUCAUAUGGACGAAGUGCCAGAAGAAAAUCUGGAAAGGCAUUUCCUGAUGCAAUCAGACAACUUCUGUUCUUAUAUCUUCACCCAUGCAAAGACCAAGACCCUGAGAGAGGGAAUCAUUGUCACUGGAAAGCGGCUGGGGACUCUGGUGGUGACUUAUGUAGAUGCCAUCAACAGUGGAGCAGUACCUUGUCUGGAGAAUGCAGUGACAGCACUGGCCCAGCUUGAGAACCCAGCGGCUGUGCAGAGGGCAGCCGACCACUAUAGCCAGCAGAUGGCCCAGCAACUGAGGCUCCCCACAGACACGCUCCAGGAGCUGCUGGACGUGCAUGCAGCCUGUGAGAGGGAAGCCAUUGCAGUCUUCAUGGAGCACUCCUUCAAGGAUGAAAACCAUGAAUUCCAGAAGAAGCUUGUGGACACCAUAGAGAAAAAGAAGGAAGAUUUUGUGCUGCAGAAUGAAGAGGCAUCUGCCAAAUAUUGCCAGGCUGAGCUUAAGCGGCUUUCAGAGCACCUGACAGAAAGCAUUUUGAGAGGAAUUUUCUCUGUUCCUGGAGGACACAAUCUCUACUUAGAAGAAAAGAAACAGGUUGAGCAGGACUAUAAGCUAGUGCCCAGAAAAGGAGUUAAGGCAAACGAGGUCCUCCAGAACUUCCUGCAGUCACAGGUGGUUGUAGAGGAAUCCAUCCUGCAGUCAGACAAAGCCCUCACUGCUGGAGAGAAGGCCAUAGCAGCGGAGCGGGCAAUGAAGGAAGCAGCUGAGAAGGAACAGGAGCUGCUAAGAGAAAAACAGAAGGAGCAGCAGCAAAUGAUGGAGGCUCAAGAAAGAAGCUUCCAGGAAUACAUGGCCCAAAUGGAGAAGAAGUUGGAGGAGGAAAGGGAAAACCUGCUCAGAGAGCAUGAAAGGCUGCUAAAACACAAGCUGAAGAUACAAGAAGAAAUGCUUAAGGAAGAAUUUCAAAAGAAAUCUGAGCAGUUAAAUAAAGAGAUUAAUCAACUGAAAGAAAAAAUUGAAAGCACUGAAAAUGAAGAGUUAAGGCUUUUAAAGAUCUUUGACAUAGCUAGCAACAUAAUGACUGUCGCUCUACCUGGGGCUUCUAAGCUGCUUGGAGUAGGGAUAAAAUAUCUUGGCUCACGUAGUUAAGAGCCUGAAUAUUCCAGAGUCCCACUUUGACACCCAGGCUGGAGUGCAGUAGCACAAACAUGGGUCAUUGUAGCCUCAACCUCCCAGGCUCAAGCAGUCCUUUCACCUCAGCCCCCCACGUAGCUGGGACUACAGGUGCUUACCCCCAAGCCCAAUUAAUUUUUUGUAUUUGUUUAUGGAGAUGGGUUUUUCCAUGUUGCCCAAGCUGGUCUUGAACUACUGAGCUCAAGCAAUCUGCCUGCCUCAGCCUCCCAAAGUACUGGGAUUUAGGCGUGAGCCACCACAUCUGGCCAAUAGUUUCUUUUGAUGUGCAGUAGCUCUUUAAUUUAAUUAGAUCUCAUUUGUCAGUUUUUGUUUUUGCUGCAAUUGCUUAUGUUGUCUUCAUCAUGAAAUCUUAGCCAAGUCUUAUGUCCAGAAUGGUAUUUCUUAGGUUAUUUUUCAGAGUUUUUAUAGUUUAAUGUUUUAUAUUUAAGUCUUUAAUCCUUCUUAAGUUGAUUUUUGUAUGUGGAGUAAGCUGGGGGCCAAGUUUCAAUCUUGUGCAUAUGGCUAGCCAGUAAUCCCAGCGCCAUUUAUUAAAUGGGGACUUCUUUCCCCAUUGCUUGUUUCUGCCAGCUUUGUCCAAGAUCAGAUGAUUGUAGGUAUACAGCAUUAUUUCUGGACUCUCCGUUAUGUUCCAUUUAUGUAUGUGUCUGUUUUUGUACUAAUACCAUGCUGUUUGGUUACUGUAGCUCUGUAGUAUAGUUUGAAGUUUGGUAACUGGAUGCCUCCCCCUUUAUUCUUUUUGUUUAGGAUUGCCUUGGCUAAGCCCUUUUUUGGUUCCAUAUGAAUUUUAAAGUAGUUUCUAAUUCUGUGAAGAUUGUCAUUGGUGGUUUGAUGGGGAUAGCAUUGAACUAUUUUCUCAACUCAACAUUUUAGGAAUUUAUUUCAGCUGUCUAGUGCUCAAAACUUGCAGCUAGAAUUGAGGAAAGAGAGAGACCUUCUUAUAUUGUUCUAUAUUGUUUGAUACUCAGUACCUGUUUUAAGAAAAAACAACAAGGAAUUAAAACCCAAGACAGGCAGCCCAGCGCCAAGCCUGAAACCAGGCCUGGGCCUGCCUGGCCUAAACCCAGUAGUUAAAAAUCAACUCAUAACUUAGAAACCGAUGUUAUUCAUAGAUUCCAGACAUUGUAUAGAAGAACAUUGUGAAACUCCCUGCCUUGUUCUGUUUCUCUCUGACCACCAGUGCACGCAGCCCCUGUCAUGUACUGCCUGCUUGCUCAAAUCAAUCAUGACCCUUUCAUGUGAAAUCUUAGUGUUGUGAGCCCUUAGAAAAUUCUAAGGAGGGCUUAGUACUAGAACUCAGAAACUCUGCAGGGAGUGUCCCCUUUGGAGAGGUUGAGGUCUGGGGGAUCCCCAGUGUAAAAAGUAAAGUAGAGGUUCCUCUUCAAAGAGUUUCCUCCCCAUCUAAUUAGGAAUAAAUAGUAACUUCUCUUCAAAGCAAAAUUUAUUCAAAGACCUGUGCUCCUAAAUAUUUGCCCUGGCAUGCUUAUACUGGUCCAAGCAAGCAUUAGAUCAUAGCCUGUUCCUCUUCCUUAUUUAAAAGUGUUUUUACCUUUCUCAGCAUUCCACAAGUUACUUCCCCCUUCCCUUGUUCUCCUCUACCUUUGCCUCUUUUAAAAAGUUCUAAGUUGCUAGCCAAUUGGGACAAAUACAGAAUGUGAGGUCCCGUUCCAGCCAAUGGAAACCAGACACAGCAGUAUGGUGGACAUGUCAGGUUAUAAAUGACCCUGUCUCCUUUGUUCAGUGUACUCUUGUGGCAAAACUGCUGGCGAGUGUACCCUUUCUGCAGGAAGUAAAAAUGGCCUCACUAAAUAAAUUAAAUUUAUGUCCAAGUGCUAUUUCUUUAUGGCGCUGGGGAACAAGCACUUCAAACACCAGGGUGUCCCCCUGUGAGGCCCAAUCUUAGAGUGUCAGUUGUCUCUGACCUUAGAUGGGCACCAGUGCCACCUGCUUGUUUUCCCUCCAGGUGCAAUGGCCUACUAUUAGCUUUAUAAGAAUAGCCAUGAACUGUAAUAAUAGGAAUUGGAGGCUGGGUGGGCUUCUUUUGUUCUUAGCUAGUACAGUAUGGGAAGGGAAGAAUUUAGCAUAAGAGAAGAAGGUUUAAGUUACCUGAAACAUGUGUGAGUUUGCUCCAAGCUGCACCACAUAUAGGGAUCAGGGACCAUAACUGGAAAAGAUUAAAAAAGAGUCCUUUCCCCUUCCAGGCAGGGCAAUUAUCCCCACUGACUCCUUGGCCUUCAGGCAACACUGGAGAGUGACCCCCGGCCAGUUGCCUGCAACUUCCAAGGAGCUGCUAGGAAGCAGCCGCUGAAAGACUGAAAAAGAAAGAAAAGAGAAAAAAAAAAUAGAGGGAAAAAGACUCUGGUCACUUAAGCAAAUCUGGCAGUGGUGGUUAGGUGCUUCCACAUGGAAACCCCUUAGUUUCACUGGUCAUGGCAGAAACUUGCAGUUGCCUUCAUGUUUAGGUGCUGCCCACCAAGGGUCCUGAAUUGGAAAGGAAAAGAGAGAGAGACAGAGACAGAUGGUAAGAGAGAGACAGAGAGAUUGAUUCUCUGUAAGGAGCAGAAAGGAAAAGGAGAAAAUAAAUCCCAAACUUUGGGCUUACCUGCUCCUGGCUGGCUCACCAAAAUAUGUUACCAGUGGAGGGUGUCCAGGUUCUUGGCAUCUUGAACAAAGAAUUGGACAAAAUGCACAAAGCAAGGAAAGAAGAAGCAACAAAAGCAGAGAUUUAUUGAAUGUAAGUACACUCCACAGUAUGGGAGCAGGCCCAAGCACAGAGGCUCAAGAACACCAUUACAGAAUUCUUAAGGGUUUAAGUACCUUUAGAUGUUUCCACUGGUUACUUUGUGUACACCCUAUGUAAAUGGCAAGGAUGAAGUAAAGUUACAAAGUCAUUUACUCAGCUUACACCUUAUGUAAAUGGAGAGGAUAUUUCCUGUCAUAGCUGAAAUGUGAAUCAGCCUUACGUUCCCUGCUUUCAGACCCUAUUUUCCUGCCUCAUUAUCACCCAUGAUAAUUAAUUUUCAAGGAAUGAAGUCACCACUGUUAGGGCCCUGCACAAUCAUGAUGUUUAAAAUAAUAAAGAAAGUCCCAGUAUCAUGUAAACCUCUCACUUCUACCAUAUUUCUUCUAUCAUUUCAGGCCACUUCUGGUGAAAUAAAACUAUUCUAUUGUGAACCCCCAAAAUUUGAGACAGGUCUCAGUUAAUUUAGAAAGUUUAUUUUGUCAAGGUUGAGGAUGCACACUAAUGACACAGCCUCAGCAUGUCCUGAUGACAUGUGCCCAAGGUGAUUGGGGCAUAGCUUGUUUUUAUACAUUUUAGGGAAACAUGAGACAUCAAUCAAUAUAUGUAUGAAGUACAUUGGUUCCAUCCAGAAAAGCAGGGACAACUUGAGGCAGGGAGAGGGCUUCCAGGUCACAGGUGGGUGUGAGACAAAUGGUUGCAUUCUUUUGAAUUUCUGAUAAGCGUUUCCAAAGGAGGCAAUCAGAACACACAUCUAUCUCAGUGAGCAGAGGGAUGACUUUGAAUAGAAUGGGAGGCAGGUUUGCCCUGAGCAGUUUCCAGCUUAAAUUUUCCUUUUAGCUUAGUGAUUUUGGGGGCCCAAGAUCUUUCCCUUUCACACUCUUUAAUAUGAUGAUCAAAACCUCACUGAAAAUGAUACCUACAGGCUGACAGAGUAGAAGAAUCUACACAUUGUCAAUAGAGCCAUCAGAUAGCAACACUGUGAUUACUCUUCAUUUCUUCUUUCCCUUUAAAGUCAUAACAGCAUAGCUCUGCCUUCUUCAGGGCUUUGAAGCAAUGCAUAGGUGCCUUCCAGUUUCCCCAACCCAAACCACUAGAAUGAGAAGUCUUGCAGCUGAGCCAGUCACCAAAUAGCCAUUGGUACCACUCAAAGGAAUGCCCUAACACUGCACAUCUGGGUGGUCUGGAAAAGGGCAAUGAGGGGACAAGAGAGAACCCUUCUUUCCCAUUAAUUCUCUCCAACACAUGACCAGCAAUGGAGAUACAAAACAGUGACUAGAAAAUGCUGGCAUGAAAUUAUAGCUGCUUAUAUAUCAGGAAGGCAUCAUACUGGAACAUGUUCAGUGCCGCCAAGUGAAAAUAGCACUCACGCAAAAGUUUUCUCAGCAAGGCAAUUUACUUCUACAGAAGGGUGUGUCUCAUGGAUGGAACAAUGGCAAGAACACACCAGACAAGGGAGGGGAAGGGGUUUUUAUCUUAACACAGCUAGACCCUACUGCUAUGUCUUUCUCCUAUUGGCUAGGGUUGAACCGUACAGUCUAAGCUAAUUCCGAUAGGCUAUUUUAAAGAGAGCAGGGGUAUGAGCUGGAGUGGCGGGGUGAGUAGUUUUGGUGGGAAGGAUGGUUACAGAGCAGGUGGCUAAGGAUGCCUAAGGAUGGAACAGGUGACUAAGGAUGCCUAAGGACAGAACAGUUGACUGAAGAUGCCUAAGGACAGAAGAGGUGACUAAGGAUGCCUAAGGACGGAACAGAUGAUGGAGGCUAAGAGAGGGUUGUUUACUGGAACUAGGGGCAAGGAAGGUAAAGAACAAGGAAGGUAAACUUUAAAAUGGAGAACAAAGAACAGGGAAGCUGAACUUACUGACAUAUUGGUUCUUUGAAGAGGAACUCAGAACUCAUACUUAACAAUUUUUCUCCCUCGUGAAUUUUAAAGGAAGUUAACAGGCUAAACUUUGAAGAGGAAUUUACUGUAUCCUACAAUCAGGAGUGACAAGAGGACAAUAAAAGCAGAGAAAAUGAUUCUCCACCCACUUUGAUGUUCAAGCAUAAGUUGUCAUCUCUUCAAAUAAAGUUAUAUGCAUCCAAAAUAAGGCACCAGGCAAAAGGCUUCUCACAUACUUAAAAAUUACCAAAUAAUUGGUUAAUUGUUGAAUUUCUCAGACUUUUUCUGAAGAAGGAAUUAAUGAAAUCAACUAUAACCUAAUAGUAGUAGUAACAGAAAUUUUAAAAUCCUCCUAAAGUUGCUGCAAAGUGUGACCCGCUCCCACCCAACUUCUCACACUCAAGUUAAAAGAGAAUGUUAACAGCCUGUCUUCUCUUUGUGGUCGGUGGACCUUAUCUAUGCUCCCGAACUCCACAUUCCUCAAAGUUUAUUCCUCAAAGGCCCAGCGAGUUCCUGCUUACCUCCUGCAUGGCUGCAGGGUCACAAGACCCAUAAGUUUAGGUUGCAAGACAUGUUUCUCUCAAGAUGUAAAAAAUGUUGUAAUUCUGCCUUUGUUUCUUGCUUCUGUAACUUGCUUCCUGCCUCACAUAGUUCCCACCUUAAGAUGUUUAAAAGUAGGAAAAGCCCUUUGUUAGGGGCUCAGACUUUCUCGAUGUGUGUCUGGCUGAGCUGGUGAUCACCUUAAUUUAAUAAACUCUCCUGAACCUUU
Messenger RNA from Symphalangus syndactylus (siamang), 7446 nucleotides. RefSeq names its product guanylate binding protein 4 (gene GBP4). The record is from RefSeq and is a predicted model, not a curated record. Lineage: Eukaryota; Metazoa; Chordata; Mammalia; Primates; Hylobatidae. Gene Ontology annotation, molecular function: GTP binding; GTPase activity.